UCGCAAGAAAGGCAAAAUUACUGAAGCGCCAAAAUAGGCAUAUUGAGUUAUAUAGAUAUUCGGAAUCAGCGUUUUUUUCUGCGUCGAUCAGUCUGGGUUCCACGGAGAUACGAGCACUAUUUUGGCGUUUCAGUAAAUGGAAAAAAGGGGAGUUUUCAUCAGACAGAGUCCUUAAGCGACACUUUUUUGGCAUUUUAUUCGUGCCUGUCACUUAUGUAAUUUUGUUUUCCUGCAAUAAAUUACAAGUAAAUUUUAAGUAAAUUUGGCAUCCGGCAAUUUAAAAGCUAAUAGUUUAUAAGCAUUUUUGGACUACUCGAUACAAACAUAAAAGUUGGUAUAAGUAAUUUUGAAUUGAAGUAUUUAUAAUAAGUAAGGCUUGUAAGAAAAUUAGUCUUUCGAUUUUUAUGCCGGAAAUGGCGUAUAAGUAAUUUUGCCUUACUGUUAUUGAGCAAGUUUUUGACUUUCAGUAUCUUUACUAUGAAGUAAUAUUUUAGCAAAAGUAAUAGAAGUAAAAUUGAAAGCUGGUCAAUACGUCAUUUACGUCGCUAAAGUAAAAAAUAUGGAGCUGCAAUACUGCAAAACCUGAUUAUAACCCGCGCGUACGCCGCGUAUCAGUCAGUCUGCUCGACAGAGCCACUGAGAGUAGGUACACGUGUGUCGGUAUUUGUUGCCGCUCAAAUAGAUCGAGAAAAUAAGGGAAUAUUGGUGAUAAAUGAUAAUAAUGCAAUAACGGACUCCUCAAUCGCUCAUAAUGGAAAGUAAGAAACAGAGUUUUUACAAAAGGUACGCAGCAAGACUGAAGGAUGAACAGGAACCUGUAGCUGGAACAUCAAAUACACCACUGAUGGAAACAGUCUCAAAGCCAGCAGUAGUUAAAAGACUGAUAUUUAAAACACCUAAAAAAGAAACACAGAAGUACAAAUCAAAAAACUUGAACAAGAAGCUAUUGAUAUCAAAACCAGUUGUUAUGCGCAGUGAAAAUACAGAAGCUGAAUCACCAUCCAUUGAUUUAACAGUUUGCGAUUUGACAGAUGACAUAAGAGAACCAUACCAGGAACAAAAUCUUACAGAAAAAGUAAUACAAAAAGAAUUAGACAUUUUCAGAGAAAUUGAACGACAACACGAAAUUGAGGAGGCUUGUGAACAAAUCCGACGAGAACACUUUGAAGAGAUGAACACAGGAUCAAAAUUUGUACAAAUUGAAUCUAAACAACUUGAACUGACAGACAGUAAAAUUAUAAUGGAAGAUUACAACACUGAAACACCUGAGAUAGUACCAGACAGCAUACUGAAGCGAUGUGAUAGCAAGCAGUUUUUUGAGACAGAAGAAAGCAAAGGAGAAAUUGUAAAAUUUACUAAUGAAAAUAUAGAAUCUGAAAAUGAUGCUACCGAUGGCAUAUUGUUAUGUCUUCGAAACAACAUGGAGCACAACAAUGACAUAGAUUUUAAAUACAUGAAAGAUUUCAAAGAAAUAGAUAUUAAUUUACAGGAAAAUGAAAAAGUAUCCGCUGAAAUUAAUUUUACUAACAUAGGAAUGAAUAUACAGGAAGACCAAAAAAGCUAUGAAGGAGAGAUUUGUAAUGAUAAGAAAAUACCUGAAAUAAAUGAAUCGGUGCAAAAUGAAUCGCAUAUAAGCAAAAACGUCAAUUUGGGUAGUAAGAUAAGUGGAGAUGAAAAAGAAGAGAUAAGAACUGACAAUGAUAAAGGUAACCAAGAGAAGCAUGAAAAUGUUACAAAAAAUGAUCGUGAUGAUUACAUAAAAAUUAAGCGGUUGAGACAACAAACAAGAGAGAAGUACGUAGACUUUUUGUCAGAUAAUGAAGAUUUUGCUAAUCAGAGGAGGCAGCCCAGCUCAAGCCCAUCUCAAUGCCAGACUAAUAAUUUACGUAAGAUUAUUUAUUAAAAAAAAGAUAGGAAUUUUCAUAAUCAUAAGCAAUUAAGACUUUACUCUUACACAUUAGUAAUGGAGUAUACGUUAUUAUUUAUGGUUCAAGUAACUUUAAUUUUCGGCACUACAGUAUUUAUGUAUUGUGUAUUAACUGAAGUUAUAAGUAGUUAAAGGUGUGAUUAGAUAAAAUAAAUUAUCC
This is a messenger RNA of Colias croceus (clouded yellow), 2087 nucleotides long. RefSeq lists its product as uncharacterized. Bases 752 to 1903 code for a protein of 383 amino acids. The transcript is spliced from 2 exons. Lineage: Eukaryota; Metazoa; Arthropoda; Insecta; Lepidoptera; Pieridae. The record is from RefSeq and is a predicted model, not a curated record.